This is a messenger RNA of Didymodactylos carnosus, 2466 nucleotides long. Lineage: Eukaryota; Metazoa; Rotifera; Eurotatoria; Philodinida; Philodinidae. The record is from the annotation of a GenBank genome assembly.
AUGCUCAGUCUAAAGUGGCUGACUGUAUGUUUGCUUGGUAUAGCAUUGUUGUUAACGAAUGUUGUAAAAGCUGACGAUGAAAUCGAAGGUGAUGGAGGAGCCGUACCCAAAGUCGAUAAUAAUAUAGGAAAACAUACGGAAGGCUCGCGGACAGAUGAUGAAGUCGUGCAAAAAGAAGAAGAAGCAAUCAAACUUGAUGGGCUUAGUGCAAAAGAAUAUCGUACACUUGUUGACGCAUCAGAAAAACAUCAGUUUCAAGCGGAAGUAAAUCGUAUGAUGAAAUUAAUUAUUAAUUCAUUAUAUAAAAAUAAAGAAAUAUUUUUACGUGAAUUGAUAUCGAAUGCAAGUGAUGCUCUGGAUAAAAUCCGUUUCUUAUCGUUAACGGAUAAAGGUGUACUCGGUGAUAAAGAAGAGUUAGUGAUCAGAAUAAAGGCUGAUAAAGAAAACCGUAUGUUACAUGUCACCGAUACAGGUAUCGGCAUGACAAGGGAUGAUUUAGUUAAAUUUUUGGGGACAAUUGCUAAAUCAGAUACAAGUGAAUUUUUUAAUAGAAUACAACAGGCACAACAAAACGCGGAUACUGGUGCAUCAAUGAACGAUUUAAUCGGACAAUUUGGUGUUGGGUUUUAUUCAACAUUUUUGGUUGCUGAUCGUGUUAUUGUUACAUCAAAGCAUAACGAUGAUGAACAAUGGAUUUGGGAAUCAGAUUCAACUUCAUUCAAUAUCAUGAAAGAUCCAAGAGGAAACACACUGGGACGUGGUACAACUGUUACUGUUCAUUUGAAAGAAGAAGCUCAAGAAUAUCUAGAAUUAAAUAGAAUGGAAGAAAUUAUUCACAAAUAUUCACAAUUUAUUAACUUUAACAUUUUCUUAUGGAAGAGUAAAACUGUCAGUGAAGAAGUGCCAGAUGAUGAUAUCAUAACUGAUCAAACAAAAACUGACGAUGAAAAGAAAACUGAAGAUUCAGAUGCCGCUGUUGAAGAUGAAAAAGAUGAUGCUGAAAAGAAACCUAAAACAAAAAAAGUUGACAAAACUGUCUGGGACUGGGAAUUGAUGAAUGUAGCGAAACCGAUAUGGCAACGAAAGCCAAGUGAAGUUCAAGAAACUGAAUAUACUGAAUUUUAUAAAUCAUUUACGCGUGAAUCGACUGAACCCAUGAUUUAUUCUCAUUUUACAGCUGAAGGAGAAGUUACAUUUAAAUCAAUUUUAUACAUACCAAAAGCGGCACCAUUUGAUUUAUUUUCAAAUUAUAACAAGAAAACGGAUGCUAUCAAACUGUACGUUCGCCGUGUAUUUAUUACCGAUAAUUUUGAAGAAAUGAUGCCAAAAUAUUUAAGUUUUAUUCGUGGUGUUGUUGAUAGUGAUGAUUUGCCAUUAAAUGUAUCACGAGAAACACUACAACAAAGUAAAUUAUUGAAAGUAAUUAAGAAAAAACUGGUUCGUAAAGCAUUAGAUAUGAUUAAAAAAAUAUCGACUGAUGACUAUGAAAAAUUUUGGAAAGAAUUUGGUACAAAUAUUAAAUUGGGUGUUAUUGAAGAUGCGGCAAAUCGAACACGUUUAGCUAAACUAUUGCGUUAUACAACAUCAGCAUCAAAAGAUAAACAAAUUAGUUUAAGUGAAUAUAUUGAACGUAUGAAACCAAAACAAGAACAUAUUUAUUUUAUUGCCAGUAUGUCAUUAGACGAAGCGGAGAAAUCACCAUUUGUAGAGAGAGUAUUGAAAAAAGGUUAUGAAAUAUUGUAUUUAACUGAUCCCGUUGAUCAAUAUUGUAUGCAAUCAUUACCCGAAUUUGAAGGUAAAAAAUUCCAAAAUGUAGCCAAAGAUGGUCUCGUAGUAGACAAUCUUUCCGAUGAGAAAAGAGAAGGAAUAAAGAAAGAAUUAACAAAAACAUAUGAACCAUUAAUUAACUGGCUUAAAGAUAAAUUGAAAGAGAAAAUUGCAGAUGCAAAAUUAUCUGAUCGUUUAGUCAAUACGCCAAUGGCAUUAGUCGCAUCACAAUGGGGAUAUGACGGAAAUAUGGAACGUAUCGCUCGUGCACAAGCCUAUCAAAAGAGUGGCGGUGAUUCAUCAAUGAGUUAUUAUCUUAAUCAAAAGAAAACAUUGGAAAUAAAUCCGAGACAUCCAUUAGUCAAAGAUUUAUUGAGACGUAUUGAAGAUAGUAAAGAAGAUAAAACAGCGUUGGAAUUGGCUAAUGUAAUGGUUGAAGCAGCGACAUUAAGAUCUGGCUAUGAUUUGAAAGAUACAGCGGGCUUUGCUGAACGUAUUGAAUUUAUGUUACGUCGAGCAAUGAAUAUACCGUUAGAUGAAAAAGUUGAAGAUGAACUAGAAGAUGAUUCAAACGAAAAAAUCACAUUGACAGAUCAUGAUAUUAUUGACGAUGAUACUGAUAAAACAUCAUCUACUACAAAAGCAGAUGCUGAUGAGGAUACCACAACAACUGAAAAGGAUGAUCAUAUAGAUUUAUAA